AUGAUCCCACGAACUCGCUUCAAUGUGCCCACAAAAAUCAACGACAAGGUGUACAGCUUCCAUCGCCAUAAAGAAUCGAUGCAACAAGGGACUAUCUUAUACAGAUGUUUGGGACCCAGGAAGCAGACCGGAAAAUACACUUCGAUUCCGGUGAAGAACAACAUUUUCCAAGUGACCCUUGUGCCUUGGAACACAACUGUGUGCCCAUCAAACGACAUGAAAAUAAAGCCAAACGAGUGGCUUACGAGAGCUGUCAGAGGCUGCGGAAGGACAAGACGGCGCAAGAACUUGCCCAAAAAGACACCACUCGGACACGGCGCAUUCAAUCCUGAAUCUGUCGUGCGCACGUACGAGGAAAGAAAUUCUUACAAAAGUUUAGCGCGGGCGGUUAUGAGAAGAAGAGGAAAACAUUUUCUAGAGCAGCGUCGGCCCAAAUGA
Messenger RNA from Necator americanus (New World hookworm), 438 nucleotides. RefSeq lists its product as uncharacterized. NCBI's taxonomy places the organism in Eukaryota, Metazoa, Nematoda, Chromadorea, Rhabditida, Ancylostomatidae. Bases 1 to 438 code for a protein of 145 amino acids. The transcript has 6 exons. The record is from RefSeq and is a predicted model, not a curated record.